ACCGCGGCGGGGGGGCCGGGCGGGGCCAGCGGCGGCGGCUCCUUAACGCUGCCCGUGUGCCCGCAGGGUGAUGACGGCCCGCGCCUGCAGCCACCGCGCCGCGACGGGGGACGGCGCCAAGAGCUUCGUGGUGCUGCUGGCGGCCGUGCUGGGCGGGCUGCGAGCGGCGGGCGGCAGCGCCGGGCUGCGGCGGGCGCUGCGGGCCUUCGAGACUCAGGUGCUGGAGCGGGCGGUGGCGCGGGGGCUGCGGCGGCACUGGCGGGCGGCGCCGCCCGGGCUCCCGGAGGCGCUGCUGGAGGCGCUGCUGGAGCCGUACCUGGCCGGCCGGCUGGGCUCCGGCGAGCGGCGGCGCCUGGCGCGGCUCUGCGCCGAGCUGUGCCGCCGCUGCGCCCCGGCAGCCGCCGCCCGCCCUGAGGCGCUGCGGGUCCUCGGGCGGCGCUUCGCGGCCCUGCACGCCGCGGUGCCCGGCCUGCCCCUGGCCAGCUCCACCGUCCUGCCCGGCAUCGUUCUUAGCAGGGACUUCGCUGCUUACUGUCCGGCCGAAGGGGAGCUGCGGGCCGUGCUGGUCACCGAGCCCCUGCGGCCCGCCCUGACGGCCCCCGGCGUCGAGUUUGUUGUCGACUCCGAGGGUCAGUAUCAGGCUUCCCUGCGCUGGAUCACAAGGAGGACGGAAGCCUUAGUGAAACACUUGCAGAGCAACAACGUUAAGCUGUUACUGUCGAGCACGAAGCAAGACGAAGUAGUUAUCUACUAUGCCAAGCUAUACGGUGUUUCUGUUGUAGAGUGUUUAUUGUCAGAAGAAAUGGCCCUAAUCAGUGAAAUCACCGGUGUCUCGCCUUAUGCACCUUUUGGUGAUAACAUGUACAGGAAAAUCACUGAAACUGCGGUGGCAUCGUUUUGCCAGCCCUUGCUGCUAGGCUCCAAGAGGUGCGUCCACGUUGGCUUCGCCAGUGUGUGUGCCUUCCAGCCCCAUUGCCUGAUCCUUUGUGGGCCAGUCGAUGGGGUCAAUGAGCAACAUGCUGCUGCUUUACAAGAGGCCUUCACAAUGUUGCAGCAGCUGUUUAAAACAGUUGAUCAGAAGGAGGAAUGCAAAGCGAAAGGUGAAAGCCAGAACAAAGCUUCAGAUGUUUGCAGUUGGCAUUCUUUACCUAGUCAGAAACAAAUCAUAGUAGAAAAUAUUUCUUGUAAUAGUGGCCAGGUUUCUGAAUGUCAGCUGAAAGCGCUUAGUGAUGAAACAGAGGCAAAAAUUUUAGACUCUGAUAAGAGUAGUUCACCGGUGGACAAGCAAAAGAGCUACAGCAGUGCUGUGUUAGCGGCAUGUAACACUGAUGGAGUGAUGGCGUGUGAGCUCCUGGAUGUUGGCAAAGGUCUAGAGAAAACACAUUGCAGUAUAGUUCCAUUUAAAGAGGAAGAAAGUUGUGUAAGUAUUGCACAGGAUCAUUCCAACUCCCUCAUAGAAGCAGGAUCAGUUUUGCCAGUAGGAGGUUACUUUGAAAUCCUGUUACAUUAUUACAUUCAGUACUAUGCAAAACAGUGUCAGCAGUCAGAGGUAGCUGUCGUAUCUAAUGUGGUUGCUGAUGCUUUGCUAAGUAUCCCCAAGGCCUUGUACAGGACAACAGAACGAGACAGCUUUACCAAAUUCUAUCUCAAAGCCAUUAAUUCACUCCAAAAAAAUCAGCCACUGCCAGGGAACAAGGAAGGCUUAGAGUCAGUGUAUUGCAAAUACCAGUUAGUCGUUUCAGUUCUUCAUUGUGUUACAGAACUUCUCUCCAUAGACUUAAUAAUUGGUAUUAAGAGGCCAGUGCAAAAAAUUGAGGACCAUGACUCAGAAGAUGACUUUUGAAAUCAUUAAUAAAGAAUGGUUUUGAUUGUG
Molecule: messenger RNA, 1873 nt
Organism: Myiozetetes cayanensis
Lineage: Eukaryota; Metazoa; Chordata; Aves; Passeriformes; Tyrannidae
Gene: BBS10
Product: Bardet-Biedl syndrome 10
Exons: 1
Coding region: 71-1843 (590 amino acids)
Biological process (GO): chaperone-mediated protein complex assembly
Source: RefSeq, a predicted model, not a curated record